Messenger RNA from Cladocopium goreaui, 1267 nucleotides. The record is from the annotation of a GenBank genome assembly. Lineage: Eukaryota; Dinophyceae; Suessiales; Symbiodiniaceae.
GCACGGGGGAUCGGACGUUUUCGCAUUUGGCAAUGACUUGUGCCAAGGUCUAUUCUGAGACCAAUUCCUUGGACGAGGCUUGCCCUUGGGCCUUUCACGUGCGUCGUGUUUUAGAGCCCAAGAAGGUCCCAUGCGAUGCUGGUGUUGAAGCGUCACCUUUGGUGAACCUGUGGCCCUUGCAGAGGCACACUGAAGUCCAGGCGCAGGUGCCGUCUGCUGCCCUGCAAAAUCUGGAAGAUGGGCCCUACUUCGUUGUGCUCGGUUUCCUGGAUGCCAAUAGUUUGGCUGCGGCAGAUGCUGCAUGUCAAACCUUCAGGACUCUGAACAUGCUAGCUGGUGGACCUUGGCAAGAUCUUGGCACUGAACUGUUCCGAGGCUUAGAACUGGAAGACGAAGGCACCUUUCAAGGCGAGGGUUGUGCAGACCCUGACUGUGCGGCACGAGUGGAUUGGCGCGGGCGCUUCGCACGCUUUCGUUGGGCCUUGCCCAGCUUCCGUGCCCCUUUUAAUGGUCCAGAGAUUCACUGCGUGGAGCAGGCGGAUGAGAUUGCCUACUGCCGGUGUCGUUUGCGAGCUGACAUCCUGUCGCGACAACUGAACACCGGCAUCUAUUUGGAGGUGGAGGUGAUCACCAACCCCGACAACGUGAGUGUGGCCGUGGUGGACUUUGAGGCAGGUGGUUGCAGCAGUGUCACCUUCAGUCCCGACACCGGCGCCGUCAUCCGAGAGCGCAAGGUACGCGAGGUGCCUCGCAAAGUGGAAGGCGCCUACAUCCAACCCUUGGCGACCAUCACUGCUGGUCAAGGCUUUGAGGGUUGUAUGGGUGUAUACUUGAGCGGUGGAAAUUUAGCCUUCUUCAGGAGACACUACAGACACAGCGAUGACAACCAGGUGAGCCUGGGGCCUUGGGAGACCACUGGCUUCGUCACAGAUCUUUCUUGGGCCGAAGGGGCCCGCCUGACACCUUGCUUGGCCUUCAGAAACGAAGGCAGCUAUCGGGUGCGCAUGGUGUGUGUGGGCCACUCACCGCCAAUCCUGCCGGAGAAGAACACGGCAGCUUUCGAGGAAGGAAAUUGGAGCAGCCUGGAUUGGGAUGCCACAGAACAGGAUGCAGAGCUUUGAGGGUUCCCAGCUGUUGGCAGCGCAAUCGCCCUUUGAAAGGGUGCCUGUGCGCUGUGCGCUGUGCAGCUGCCCUCUGAGAAGCUGAGAGAUUUUUGGACAUCAACGUUUUAUCACAAAGGGGAACCUGCCCCAACAUGACGUUCUUU